This is a messenger RNA of Gekko japonicus, 569 nucleotides long. RefSeq names its product PILR alpha associated neural protein (gene PIANP). The annotation marks the transcript as partial. Lineage: Eukaryota; Metazoa; Chordata; Lepidosauria; Squamata; Gekkonidae. Gene Ontology annotation, cellular component: membrane. The transcript has a single exon. Gene Ontology annotation, biological process: regulation of immune response. The record is from RefSeq and is a predicted model, not a curated record.
UACUGUGAUGCUUCCUUUGGUCUCCUGCUUCCGUUUGCUGCAGAUGUGGCCCUUCCUACUUCUGGCCUCCAUGGUCCCGCCACACAGCGCUUGGUCUCUUCGGCCCCGGGGUCUUUUGGCAACCCGACCGCUCUGCAGCCAUCGCAACCCCUCCGCCCCCAGAUCCGUUUGCCUCUGGGGCAAGACUCCGCCCCCAGAGAGAGGCUCUCGCGCCCCCUCGCUGCGCCAGAGGUCCCCGAUUCCCAAAGGGGCCGAGCGACGCGGUGUGGCACGGCUGAGGCGCCAGGCCCAGGGGAGUCGGCCUGCCACGCCCUCGGGGUUGGAGGAUGGCCUGUCCUCCUCGCAGUAUCCCUGGGCCAUAGUCUGGGGUCCCACGAUAUCGGUCGAGGAUGGAGGGGAUCCCAACUCAGCCAACCCGGGUCUCCCGCCACUGGGCUACACCUUUGUUUCAUCCAGCGGAAUGGCGACGGCGCAACCAAAUUCACACUCGCUGUUACAGAACGAAGGGCUUAACUUGCGCCAAACGCCGGCCACACUCAGGCCCUUCCUCUUUGGGCCCCCAGGAGAAG